Messenger RNA from Saxophila tyrrhenica, 1113 nucleotides. RefSeq lists its product as uncharacterized. The coding region runs from base 1 to 1113 and encodes 370 amino acids. The record is from RefSeq and is a predicted model, not a curated record. NCBI's taxonomy places the organism in Eukaryota, Fungi, Ascomycota, Dothideomycetes, Mycosphaerellales, Extremaceae. The transcript is spliced from 3 exons.
AUGUAUCCAAACAUUGACGGGGUCACUGAGCGGAUACGCAAAAACUUGGAGGACCUCGAGCAGCGCUCCGAGGAGUUCAAGAACAACUCAGUAGGCUUCGACGCGUCUGAGUACUGGCAAGAGGUCUUCGAGGACAUUUUCACGAAGAAGGGAAUUGGCUUCGCCGGCGCUUCGACCGUACGGUACCGUCUCAUGCCGCCAGCGAGCGACGACGGCAUUUCGGACAGCCCGGACGGAAUGAGUGGAAGCGAGGACACCCAGCCAUGCGAGGAAUCCCUGUACACUCGCAAGAACCGAGGACAGCUCGUCCGGGCUGAAGUCAGAGAAGCUAUCCUUGCGCACAUAAAGGAUCUUCAUGACGAGAGGAUCACUCUUCACCUAUCCGACUUAGUGAACAACACUGAAGACUCCACCGCUGUUCCGGCCGACGAAGUCCGACUCGCAGUCGCCAUCAUCGACGCAAGCGAGAGCAAGUUGAGAUGCUUGGUUCUCGCAGACCAAGCGAAGCGCAACUUCGCCAAACUCUUGCUCGUCGUCCAAGCAUGUUCGGAGGAAGCCGACAGUCCCAUCAUCAUUGUAACGAGACGACAAAAGGCCCAACGAUGCAUGGAAGCAGUAAAGACAUAUUUCCCAAACGAACCAGCCAUCCUCUUCAAGUGGAUCAACCAAAGGCACAUCACUGCGGAGGAAGUGUCGCAACACCGUAUAGUCGUCACUUCUUACCUCCAAGUCGCGUGGGAGGCCUGGUACAUGGACAUAUACCUCGGAGACGUGGCCAACUACCAGUCAGGAAAGUCCAGCAAGGUGCCUGUCCUCCCGACGUCUCCCCUUUUGUCCGGGCUGUUUGAGCUUCCAGGCACCAAGCACGCAGGCAAGUAUCUGAUCUUCGACAAAGCAGAGGACAUCGACAAGCUCUCCGGGUGGGAGUUUGAGGCUAUCGAGAGGUUGCGGGCGCGGUGCGAUACUUGUGUGAUGGUUACGGAGCAGCCACUCGGGGAGGGUUGGAAGGACAGGUAUGCUCUGCUCGUUCGUCGACCGGAGCCUAGGGAGUACUUGGUGGCAAGAUUACGGAUGGCGACCACGAAAGCCACCAGAGUGAAGGCGGGCCAUUAG